Molecule: messenger RNA, 3755 nt
Organism: Ornithodoros turicata
Lineage: Eukaryota; Metazoa; Arthropoda; Arachnida; Ixodida; Argasidae
Product: zinc finger protein 14-like
Exons: 11
Coding region: 144-3119 (991 amino acids)
Biological process (GO): regulation of transcription by RNA polymerase II
Cellular component (GO): nucleus
Molecular function (GO): RNA polymerase II cis-regulatory region sequence-specific DNA binding; DNA-binding transcription activator activity, RNA polymerase II-specific
Source: RefSeq, a predicted model, not a curated record
CAGUAGGGAGAGAACAGAUGGGAUGGAACCGGUUUUCCAGAGGGUCACACCUCCGGCUACCCUUGUGUCGGGUACGGAGUGUCAGUUGUCGUGCCGUGCCCCAUGUAUGACCGCGGGACUCUGAUGGCUCAGACUGGAGUUCCAUGAGUAUUUCCUCGCCUCGUUCUUCCUGUCAUCAGGGGACAACCAUGACUGAGAACACAGACGUGCCGACUACCACUUCAGACGUCGAAAGUGGAACUACAAUAGCGACAGCUGAAGUGCAGCAAGACCUUGCAGGCGGUCACAGAUGCCUCUCCUGCAAUUCGGAUUUCGAAAGUAACGACCAACUGAUGGAGCACAGCGUUGCUCAUCACGAGGAGAUAACCAUGACUGCGAACGUAGACAUCUCGACUACCAGUUCAGACGUCGCAACCGAAACUACAGACGUGGCAGUUGAAGUGCCGCAAGACGUUGCAGGCGGCCACAGAUGCCUCUGCUACAAUUCGGAUUUCGAAAGUAACGACCAACUGAUGGAGCACAGCGUUGCCUGUCUCGAGACAUCUAGGACAUCCCCUGUGGUAUCCAGUGCAAGAGCUACCGGUAACAAGUCAUAUAAUAGGAUACUAUCUAGCUUUGGAAACAGUUGCGUUGUUUGCGGUGUUGUCUUCAAUUCCUGGCCCCGACUCCGGAGACACAUGACAUCACACGACCUGGUUCCUCACGAUACGAAGUGGUUCAGUCGCUGUCGCUCGGCGAACGGCACCAUCCGGUGUCGUAUCUGCGGCAAGGUCCAAAGAAGCAUGAUCCGUCUUCGCCUUCACUACUCGGCCCACGUGAAGGACCGUAUCUUCAGUUGCCCAAAGUGCCCGGGCACCUACAAGACAAGCCGAAACCUCGUUAUGCACUUCCGGAAUGCCCACGUUCCGAGAUAUAAAUGCAGUCAGUGCAACUUCGCGACUGCCUAUUACAAUAUUUUACGUCACCACGAAUUAAAACAUGCCGGGAUCGCCGCUAAAGAACGCUGUGAAGCGUGCUUCAAGUUCUUAGCAAAGCAUGUACUUUUACGUCACUAUUACCAACAUACGGGCGAGAGACCCUAUCCGUGCAAACAGUGCGACUCCGGCUUUGUGACCACCUCAGGGCUGAAGAAUCAUGUCCGCGAAGUACACGGGCGCGAAAAACGUGCGUCUCAUCAUACGGGACCCCAGAGCCGUCUAGUGCAGGCACGUAAAGAGGCUGUUGGUGACGACGGUCUACCAGGAUUGAAUAAUCGAUGCGUCGUCUGUGGUGAGACAUUUGCCCUGUGGAAUUUACUGCGGACGCACAUGGCAACACACGAUCCGGCUCCCCAAGAUCCGAGGCUGUUGGACAAUUGCCGCUUGGCGGACGGGACCAUCCAAUGCCUUGUCUGCGGUAAAUUUCUAAGAUGCAUGGCCCUUCUUCGCAGCCAUUACUCCUGUCACACAAAUGCUCGCGUCUUCACUUGUCCAAAGUGUCCUAGCGCUCAGAAGACAAGCCAGCAUUUCAUCGACCACUUCAGGAGGGCCCACACUGCGCUGGCGCAGACUUAUCAAUGUAGUCAGUGCGACUUCACGACUAUGUACGUGGAAACCUUAUACAGACACGAAUCGAUACAUGCCGGCACAAACAAAGAACGAUGUGAAGCUUGCUUCAAAUUCUUCUCAAAGGAGAGCCUGCUACGUCACUAUUACCGACAUACGGGCGAGAAACGGUAUGCGUGCUCACAGUGCAGCUCUGGCUUCCUCAUCACCUCAGAUCUAAAGAGCCACAUCCGUCGUGUGCACGGGAACGAGAAAGGAGCUACUCACCGUACGGGACUCAAGAGGCGUCGACCAUUGGUACGCAGAGAGGACGUCGGUCUACCUGGCUUGAAUAAUCAGUGCAUCGUCUGCGGCGAAAAAUUCCCCCUAUGGCAUUUACUGCGGGAGCACAUGAAAACACACGAUCCGGUUCCCCAUGAUCCGAGAUUGCUGGACGACUGCCGCUUGCCGGAUGGGACCCUCCAGUGCCUUGUCUGUGGUAAAAUCCAACCGAACAUGGCAGGUCUUCGCAUGCAUUAUGCGGUUCACACAAAUGUUCGCAUCUUCAAGUGUCCAAAGUGUCCGCUUGCCGUGAAGACAAGCUCGUAUUUCCUCAAGCACUUCAGGACUGCGCACACUACGCUGGCCCGGGUUUAUAAAUGUAACCAGUGCGACUUCAAGACUGUCUACAGCCGUCGUCAAUUACGUAUGCAUAAGUUAAAGCACUCCCGAAUUUCCCAAAGCGAGCGGUGUGAAGUCUGCUUCAAGUUCUUCUCAAAGCGCGCGCUUGUACGUCACUAUCACCGGCAUACAGACGAAAAUCCGCAUGUGUGCCAGCAGUGCGGCUCCCGCUUCGUCUGGCCCUCAAAACUGAAACACCAUGUCAGACAAGUGCAUGAGAGCAGCGCACUUGCUUCUCACAAUGGGAAACCCGAGAGGCGUGCACAGUCUCUUCCAAGCACCGGCCUUCCAGGCUUACAUAAUCGAUGCGUCGUCUGCGGCAAGACAUUCCUCCUGUGGAAUUUACUGCGGAUACACAUGGGAAUACACGAUCCUGUACCUCAGGAUUUGAGAUGGUUUGACGAUUGCCGCUUGGCAGAUGGGAGCAUCCAGUGUCUCCUUUGCGGUAAAGCCCAAAGAAACAUGGCCAGCCUUCGCCGCCAUUACGGCUGCCACACGGAUGCUCAUCCCUUCAGUUGUCCAAACUGUCCACAUACCUUCAAGAGUAGCACAGAGUUCCUUACUCACUUCAGGAGGGCCCACAGCCCGUUCGCCCGUAUCUAUAAAUGUAGUCAGUGCAACUUCAAGACUAUCUACAGCAGAGCUUAUAAUGAGCACGUGGAGGAACAUGCUGGCAUUCCCCUAAGAGAACGGUGCGAAGUUUGCUUCAAAGUUCUUUUCAAGAAGUCGCUUUUACAUCACUACCAUCAACAUACUGGCGAGAAACCGUAUGCGUGCCUACAGUGCAGCUGUCGCUACAUCUGCGUCUCACGGCUACAAGGUCACGUUAAACGCGUACAUGAGCGCGAGAAACGUCCCUCUGAUCAUAUUGGGCGCAAUAAGAGACGCCGAACCCAAGUGGGACACUCCAAGUAAUAUCCUUUUUUCCCCCUUUUUCCCCUUUUUUCUCGUGGCGUGAAGCCCCCGCAUUAUUUCAGCGCGUCCAGUUGCCAUAUAUAGGAAGUCUCGUCGUGUCCGUCCGCUUGAGCAAGAAACGAGAGUACAAAUGCCAAGACUGCCAGGUGUGUGUGGCAAAGGGACACGCACUGAGAACUUGCCGCGUCUCUUGCGUCGAAAUACCGAGGAACCUACGAAUACUUGCUGCGAGGAACACAUGUACAGCACGAAGCUUCAUUUCUACGGGGAGAAUACACGUCCGCGUCAGGAAUGGUCCAGUGUAUCAAAGAUCAUCUUACGUUGUUUCAGAUAUGCACCAGACAUACGAAGGUAACACGUGGACGAGAAGCUGGCAAGUGUGCAGUGUGCGUCAGUGCAUGACAAAAUACGCAACAAACUAUGGGGCAAACAACGUGCUAGACAAACGCAAGUCAAACUGGAUCUCUUUCAGGAAGACUACAAAGACAGCAACGUUUUCUUUUUCAUUUUUGUGCUCGGAUAACUGGCGAAGCAUGUGCCAGGCGACUACCUACAAAGGCAAACACUGUUCAUGACGUUUAUAAAAUUGGAACUUCCUUAUACAUGUACCGGCAUACUGCAAUUUUAUUUGUCGGG